AUGGAGAUACAUCGGGGAUUUUGGAAUAAAGUCAGUCAAAACUGCUGGGAGGUCAGGGGCAAGACAUUGGGGAUCGUCGGAUACGGCCACAUCGGCUCUCAGCUGUCGGUAUUGGCGGAAGCCAUGGGCAUGAAAGUGAUAUAUUACGAUGUGGUGAGUCUGAUGGCGCUUGGAACGGCACAGCAAGUCUCUUCCCUGGACGCACUUCUGGCAGAGGCCGAUUUCGUAACUCUCCAUGUUCCGGACCUGUCCGAAACCCGGAACAUGAUUUCCCACGCGCAACUUUCAAAAAUGAAGGCAGGGUCGUAUCUCAUCAAUGCAAGCCGCGGAACAGUUGUUGAUAUUCCUGCUCUAAUCGAUGCCAUGUCAUGCGGUCACAUCGCUGGCGCGGCACUUGAUGUGUAUCCUAAUGAACCAGCAGCUAAUGGCGAGUACUUCAACAACAAUCUCAAUGCGUGGGGCGAACAACUUCGUGCCCUCAACAAUCUUAUCCUUACGCCUCAUAUUGGUGGGAGUACUGAGGAGGCCCAGCGGGCAAUCGGCAUUGAGGUUGGAGAAGCCCUCGUGCGUUAUAUAAAUGAAGGGACAACCCUUGGAAGCGUGAACCUCCCUGAAACGAACCUGAGGUCUCUCACAUCUGACGAACCUGACCAUGCGAGGGUUAUCUACAUUCACCAUAACGUGCCCGGCGUAUUAAGGAAGGUUAACGCAAUUCUUGGUAACCACAAUGUCGACAAGCAGAUCAGUGAUAGCAAAGGCGAGACUGCGUACCUCAUGGCGGAUAUUAGUGAUGUCAAGGCUCAUGAUCUUAAGGAGAUCUCUGAACAACUUGAUGCACUUAGUUCUCGAAUACUUACCAGGAUCUUGUACUGA
Messenger RNA from Parascedosporium putredinis, 873 nucleotides. The record is from the annotation of a GenBank genome assembly. NCBI's taxonomy places the organism in Eukaryota, Fungi, Ascomycota, Sordariomycetes, Microascales, Microascaceae.